Drosophila montana is the source of this 1922-nucleotide messenger RNA. Its product is annotated as chymotrypsin-like protease CTRL-1. Gene Ontology annotation, biological process: proteolysis. The record is from RefSeq and is a predicted model, not a curated record. NCBI's taxonomy places the organism in Eukaryota, Metazoa, Arthropoda, Insecta, Diptera, Drosophilidae. The transcript is spliced from 6 exons. The coding region runs from base 141 to 1274 and encodes 377 amino acids. Gene Ontology annotation, molecular function: serine-type endopeptidase activity.
AAAAAGUUGUGUGAACGCGCACGGAUCGGAAGUAAUAGAACUUUACCUGGAACGGGAGUUACGACAAGAGCUCUAUUUAUUGUGAUAUACCAUAUACAAAAUUUUUGAAUAACCCAAGUGUUUUGCCCAGUGAAAUAGCAAUGCGAUCGCUUUACCGAUUAUUCAUAUUUUAUAAUAUAUUUGCUCUUAUCCGAACAGAAGCCGGUGAAUUUGAGAAAUUAAUUAUUCCAUCGUCCUAUGCAAAAGCAUCCAAUGGGAAUUCGAGUGCUUCCCACUCGGUGGCCGCUCGCUCCUACGCUGGUGGCCAGGGCACGAAUACGGAGUGCUCCUUUGGCACCGAGUGCACGCCGCUGCACGACUGCACGGCAAUGAUCUAUGAGGUGGCGAAGAACUGUUAUUACGGCGACAAGUCGCUUUUUUGCGGCGGUGGCGAGGAGAUGCCCUACGUGUGCUGCCCGAGCAGUCCACUGGAGAAGAAUCAGGUGUGCGGCAAGUCGCUUGUGCAGGGACAUUUCUACAAGGGACUCGGCUCGUAUCCCUUUGUGGCUCGCGUGGGCUUUAAGCACAUAAGCACGGGCGCCUUUGCCUAUCCGUGUGCAGGAUCGAUCAUUGCCCGGCGUGUCAUCCUGACCGCCGCCCAUUGUGCGUUGGCCAAGGCCGAUGGCCACCGGCUCUCAUCGGUGCGCGUUGGCGAGUAUGACACCUCCAGUGAUCCGGACUGCGCCAGCACUGGCUUCUGCGCACCACGGUCUGUGAAUCAUGCGAUCAGCCAUGUGAUUGUGCAUCCAGACUAUAAGCAAGGCCAAUAUCAUCAUGACAUUGCGCUGCUGGUGCUCAAAACACCGCUCAAUUACUCGGUGGCCACCCAGCCGAUCUGUUUGCAGAAGACACGCGCCAAUUUGGUGGUGGGCAAGCGGGCGACCAUUGCCGGCUGGGGCAAGAUGUCCACGUCGAGCAUACGCCAGCCGGAGAUGUCGCAUCUGGACGUACCGCUGACCAGCUGGGAUCUGUGCCUGCGCAACUAUGGAUCAACGGGCGCACUCGAAUCGCCCAAUUCAAUUGAGGGCCAAUGGAUGUGCGCCGGCGGCGAGGGCAAGGAUGUCUGUCAAGGCUUUGGCGGUGCGCCAUUGUUCAUCCAAGAGAACGGCAUCUUCUCACAGAUCGGCAUCAUGUCCUUUGGCUCAGACAACUGCGGCGGACUUCGCAUACCCAGCGUAUACACGAGCUUGGUCUACUUCCAGGAGUGGAUACACGACAACACGCCACCGGAAUAAGCCAGCAUCCGUGUCCAUCAGACAUUUCCCUAACCUAAGCGUAAAACUUAAAUGUACAUCAAUAUAUGGUAUUUAUAUAUGUAUGUAGAAUUGGUAUAUGUUUUAUUUGGCAAAGUAACCUAAACUAUUAUUUUUCUGAUAUUCAAACGAGAGCGUGUUCAUUUUAUGUAAAUUGAUGGAUGGGUUCACAUGCGUCGGGCCAUAUAUAACCUACACGCACACAUAUAAUUUAAUUGAAUUAAUUGAACUUUGACACGAGAAACGGGGCCUCCAAACAAAUAAAGUUCUCAUUCAGGAAAAAAAUAAUACGUUGCAGAGAAAACAGCUCACAAUAUUUGUAUUUAUAUUUUCGCAACUUGAGUGAACUUUUACGGAAUUUAAUUGUACAUUUUUAUAAAAAAAAACGACUUCCAAAACUAUAUUUGUCUACGUUCCAAGUCUUAGAGUCAAUGCUCAAUCAAUUAUUUCCGGAAUUGUCCGGAUCGGAGCUAUUCGAACUAGAUAGCCGUCAUAGUUGUGUAUGUUCAAUCAGAAAUAAAAACAAUUUUUGAUUUAUGUAGCAUUUUAGGAAAGCGCGCUUAAGUCUAUAAAAUAUAAUUUAAGAAUUUUUAGAUGGAAAAUAAAAUUUUUUAUAAUUUAUUUUCAUAA